UGUUGCCCGCGUCAAAUUUUACCCAUGCGAAUAUUUUUUUUUCUAGCGUCAGCUUUGCUAGAGAGUGAGCCACGCUCAACUGUGCUGUUCCAUGAGGCAACAAGAUAUCAAUACUGCAAAUGUCUGGGACACUUUUGCUGCGCAUAGCAUACACACAGGCUAUUUGAGGUAACCAAAUUGAGGACAAAGAAGAAAAGAAUUCACGGUUUUGAUCCCAAACAAUUCCAAUUUCUCACGCCAACUGCAAAGAUACGUGAUUUAUUUCAAAUUUUUUUUGAGAUUAGUUAUUAGCGAUCUGAUGUGGGUUUAGAUUUUUUACAGCAGUUCUGAUAAAACAUUUUGGGAACAAAUUUUUUAGUGCUCGCUCGCUGAGUUAUCCCCUAAUCCGCCGGGCUACUAAAAACCCUACCUUCCUCAUCCAGACACUCCCCUUGCCGCCGCCUCCUCUGCCCCUCUCGCGCCGCCAUGGCCACCUCGCUCUCCACCCCGUCGCAGCUCCGCACCUCACACUGCCACGCCCGCCGCUACGGCCGCCUCCUCGGCCUCCACCCGCGCGUCUCCUGCGCGCGCUGCCCGGCUCCCCGCCGCGCCGCCGCCCUCUCCGUGCGCGCCAACGCCGCCUCGACUGAUGGCGACGCUGCCGUCACGGUGCGCCGCUUCCCGGCCGCGCCGACCAAGGCUGGGCGGCUCGCGGGCGUCAAGAAGAUCAUGAUCCUCGGCGCGGGGCCCAUCGUCAUCGGUCAGGCGUGCGAGUUCGACUACUCCGGCACGCAGGCGUGCAAAGCGCUUGCCGAGGAGGGCUACGAGGUGGUGCUCGUCAACUCCAACCCGGCAACCAUCAUGACCGACCCGGGACUCGCCCACCGCACCUACAUCGGGCCCAUGACGCCGCCGCUCGUCGAGCGCAUCAUCGACGCCGAGCGCCCCGACGCGCUGCUCCCCACCAUGGGCGGCCAGACCGCGCUCAACCUCGCGGUCUCGCUCGCGGACUCGGGCGCGCUCGACCGCCUCGGGGUGCGCCUCAUCGGGGCAUCCCUCCCCGCCAUCCGCGCCGCCGAGGACAGGCAGCUCUUCAAGCAGGCCAUGGACCGCAUCGGCCUCAAAACGCCGCCCUCCGGCAUCGGCACCACGCUUGAGGAGUGCCUCGCCAUCGCCGAGGACAUCGGGGAGCUACCGCUCAUUGUGCGCCCGGCCUUCACUCUCGGGGGCACGGGCGGUGGCAUCGCUUACAACAAGGCCGAGUUUGAGGACAUCUGCAGGGCCGGCCUCGCCGCGUCGCACACUCAGCAGGUGCUCGUCGAGAAGUCGCUCCUGGGCUGGAAGGAGUACGAGCUGGAGGUCAUGCGCGACAUGGCUGACAAUGUCGUCAUCAUCUGCUCCAUCGAGAACAUCGAUCCCAUGGGAGUGCACACGGGGGACUCCAUUACCGUGGCUCCUGCGCAGACACUCACUGACAAGGAGUACCAGAGGCUCAGGGACUACUCGGUGGCCAUCAUUAGGGAGAUUGGUGUGGAGUGUGGUGGUUCCAAUGUGCAAUUUGCAGUCAAUCCUGCUGAUGGGGAGGUGAUGGUCAUCGAGAUGAAUCCCAGGGUGUCCAGGUCGUCUGCACUUGCCUCAAAGGCGACAGGGUUCCCCAUAGCCAAGAUGGCUGCGAAGCUCUCAGUAGGCUACACUCUAGAUCAGAUUCCCAAUGAUAUUACCAAGAAGACUCCAGCUAGCUUCGAGCCUUCCAUUGAUUAUGUGGUUACAAAGAUACCACGUUUUGCUUUUGAGAAAUUCCCUGGCUCUGAGCCAAUAUUAACCACACAGAUGAAGUCUGUUGGUGAGGCGAUGGCAUUGGGGCGUACCUUCCAGGAAUCCUUCCAGAAAGCUGUCCGCUCACUGGAGACUGGUUUUGCGGGAUGGGGUUGUGGCCCUAUCAAGGAACUUGAUUGGGACUGGGAAAAGAUAAAAUAUAGCUUGCGGGUACCUAAUCCAGAUCGUAUCCAUGCUAUCUAUGCAGCUUUCAAGAAAGGCAUGAGGGUCGAAGAUAUCCAUGAAAUUAGCUUCAUUGACAAAUGGUUUCUUACAGAGCUCAAGGGGCUAGUGGAUGUAGAGCAGUUCCUUUUAUCAAAGAGCCUAGAUCAGUUGUCAAAGGAUGACUUUUACCAAGUGAAGAAGAGGGGGUUUAGCGACAAGCAGAUUGCAUUUGCAACUUCUUCAUCAGAAAGUGAUGUGAGAUCAAGGCGUUUGACAUUAGGCGUCACUCCGACAUAUAAACGUGUUGAUACUUGCGCUGCUGAAUUUGAAGCCAACACCCCCUACAUGUACUCUUCCUAUGAGUACGAAUGUGAAUCAUCUCCAACCAAUAGGAAGAAGGUGCUGAUAUUGGGUGGUGGGCCAAAUCGCAUAGGCCAGGGCAUUGAGUUUGAUUACUGUUGUUGCCAUGCAUCAUUUGCACUUCGAGAGGCUGGAUACGAGACUAUUAUGAUGAACUCCAAUCCUGAGACAGUCUCAACUGACUAUGAUACCAGUGAUCGUUUGUACUUUGAGCCACUGACAGUUGAGGAUGUAUCAAAUGUCCUUGAUUUAGAGCGCCCAGAUGGUAUAAUCGUGCAAUUUGGAGGGCAAACUCCUCUAAAGCUUGCGCUACCUAUUCAACAGUACAUAGAGGAGAACAAAAUGGUGUCUGCUUCAGGCACUGGGAAUGUUAAGAUAUGGGGAACAUCACCAGAUUCCAUUGAUGCUUCUGAGGACAGAAAAAGAUUUAAUGCAAUUCUCGAGGAGCUUCAAAUUGAACAGCCAAAGGGAGGGAUUGCAAGAAGUGAGUCUGAUGCCUUGGCAAUCGCCUCAGAAGUAGGUUACCCUGUUGUGGUCCGUCCAUCAUAUGUUCUUGGUGGACGGGCAAUGGAGAUUGUGUACAACGACGAAAAACUGAUCAAGUACCUCGCAACCGCGGUGCAAGUAGAUCCAGAAAGGCCUGUUUUAGUGGACAAAUAUCUAAUUGAUGCAGUUGAGAUUGAUGUUGAUGCAUUGGCUGACACAGCUGGGAAUGUUGUGAUUGGUGGAAUUAUGGAGCAUAUUGAGCAGGCUGGUAUACAUUCCGGUGAUUCAGCAUGUUCUCUUCCUACUAGAACAGUCUCAGCCCAAUGCCUGGAAGUUAUCCGUUCAUGGACCACAAAGCUCGCUAAGCGUCUGAAUGUUUGUGGACUAAUGAACUGUCAGUAUGCUAUAUCUACUUCUGGUGAUGUGUUCCUACUUGAGGCGAACCCUCGUGCUUCACGCACAGUCCCUUUUGUAUCCAAGGCGAUUGGCCAUCCGCUAGCUAAAUAUGCAUCAUUGAUCAUGUCUGGUGUGACCUUGCCGGAGCUCGGGUUCACUAAAGAAGUGAUUCCUAAGCAUGUGUCUGUUAAGGAGGCUGUUCUUCCAUUCGAGAAAUUCCAAGGGUGCGACAUUCUUCUUGGACCAGAGAUGCGCAGCACUGGAGAGGUGAUGGGCAUCGACUAUGAGUUCUCCGGUGCCUUUGCAAAAGCACAGAUUGCCGCUGGGCAGAAGCUCCCCUUAAGUGGCACUGUGUUCCUUAGCCUGAACGAUUUGACGAAACGACAUCUUGCUGAGAUUGGGAGUGGAUUCCGGGAGCUUGGCUUCAGCAUCAUUGCCACAUCUGGAACAGCCAAAGUUCUCCAGCUCGAGGGCGUUCCAGUGGAGCCGGUGCUAAAAAUACAUGAGGGGCGACCGAAUGCCAGGGAUAUGCUGAAGAAUGGUCAGAUACAGAUCAUGGUGAUAACAAGCUCUGGUGAUGCUCUUGACUCCAAAGACGGUCUCCAGCUUCGUAGGCUUGCCCUCGCCUACAAGGUGCCAAUUAUCACAACCGUCGACGGCGCACGUGCCUCCAUAGAUGCCAUCAAGAGCUUGAAGGACAAGUCGAUUGAGAUCCUCGCCUUGCAAGAUUACUUCCAGACUGCCGAUGCUUCGGCAGAUUUACAAGCAGCGGCACAGACCACCCCUUAGUGCUGUCUUCCUUUUCCAUGUACUGUGAUCCUAGCUCGAGCCAAAACAACAUCCCAUAUGAAUUAUUUUGUUUACGGUUGCACCUGCAGCAUGCAUGGCGCAAGGACAGGCAUCCAGAUCGUAUCGGUGACAAGCAUAGCUAGACAGAAUUGGUAUUGGGCGAAUGUAGUUGUACUCUGUAAUGUUAGUUAGGGUGAUGAGCAUCCACAAUAAGGCUUCCCAACUGCGAUUUUGAUGACUAUCAUAUUCUUUGUGGAGAUUUACAUUGUAUCAUUGUCGCAUACGAAACUGUGCGACAUACAUGUACCGUAUGCAUGUUAUCAGAUUCUUAGAUGACCACACAUUGGCACACCCGUCUCUCGUCUCGUGUUCUUUCACUGUGUGCUCUACAAUUGUACAAACAAACGAUUGUGUCAAGGAUUAAUUAAUGGGUAGCACUGUACAACGUUUAA
Messenger RNA from Zea mays, 4442 nucleotides. RefSeq names its product carbamoyl-phosphate synthase large chain, chloroplastic. Gene Ontology annotation, biological process: L-glutamine metabolic process. Gene Ontology annotation, molecular function: carbamoyl-phosphate synthase (glutamine-hydrolyzing) activity; metal ion binding; ATP binding. The transcript has 3 exons. Bases 466 to 3990 code for a protein of 1174 amino acids. Gene Ontology annotation, cellular component: cytoplasm. Lineage: Eukaryota; Viridiplantae; Streptophyta; Magnoliopsida; Poales; Poaceae. The record is from RefSeq and is a predicted model, not a curated record.